AUGAUGAUGACGUGCCGUCUGCUGUGCGCCCUGUUGGUGCUCGCCCUGUGCUGCUGCCCGUCCGUGUGCGUGACAGCGGUUGACGCGGAACCAGGUGGCUCCGGUGAGCCGCCAUCACCGGACGCACCAGGUCCGGAGAACAGUGCCUUAGGUUUAGCUACUCGUAAAGUACCGGAACCGGUUAUGACCGAUGCGUUUAAUAGGCCAGUUACGGCCAUUGGGGGAGAGCCAUCAGAGAAUUUGUCUACUAAGCAGGGAGGUACAAGUGUGUCAGGUCAGUCAGGGUUAGACGGUAAAAAAACCCAUCCGACAGGUUCAACUGAUAAGUCUCAUGAGUCGUUGGUAAACAAUCUAGAGCAGGCUACGGAUGAGUCAAAAAAUAACAAAGAGGCUAAGGCACAGACACCACCAACUACCACGACAACUACAACUACAACUACAACAACGACCACAAGGGCAGCCACCGCGCCAGAGGCGCCAACUACGACGACCACCCGUGCACCGUCAAGUCUUCGCGAGAUCGACGGCAGCCUCAGCAGCUCUGCGUGGGUGUGUGCCCCGCUGCUGCUCGCCGUAUCCGCGCUGGCGUGCACCGCUGUGGGCUGA
Messenger RNA from Trypanosoma cruzi, 606 nucleotides. RefSeq names its product mucin TcMUCII, putative. Lineage: Eukaryota; Euglenozoa; Kinetoplastea; Trypanosomatida; Trypanosomatidae. The coding region runs from base 1 to 606 and encodes 201 amino acids. The transcript has a single exon. The record is from RefSeq and is a predicted model, not a curated record.